GAGUUUCUGUAAGCAAUCAAGGCUUUUAUAGAGCACAUAAAGCAGAAAGAAUAGGUUGUCCUCACCCCGGAGGCUAAAUAAAAGCUUGCUACACACGUCUUCAUAGCAUGUUGCAAGGGAUCCAUUUGUGCGUGCAAAGUGUGCACAUGCGAAGUGAGUGUGGAGGCAGACACAAUAAAGGAGAAUACGUGGGAGGGGGCACUUUUUCUGAGGAUUUGAGGGAGAUAGGUUAUGUAGGUCCCUUUUUCUCUCCCCCUCUUUCUGUCACUCUCGCUCAGACUGAGUGAGAAACACCAUCUCUCUGCCUGACUCUUCAUACCAGUGUGGGCUUCUGUGUAGCUUGCAAUACGACAUUUGUUUCUAGAGAUUUAAGACCUGUGGCAAGAAAGAAAAGACGUGAAGCGAAAAAAAAGGGUAGCAGUGAUAGCUAGAAAAUAACCUAAUUUGCUCAAGUGAAGAGAUACCACACAGGGAUUUUCUAAGUGCCUCCAAUUUGCACAGGCUGGCCUGCAUAGACAUGGAUGUCUUCACGGAUAAGGAUUUCAGUAUGACUGGGAACACGAGUCAUGAAACGCCACGAGCAAGAAUAGAAGGAAACAAAGACCAAGGACUCAACCACAGCGACCCCUUGGACAUGUUCAUAGGCAUAGAGCUCCUUCAGCGAUACAAGCCUCUCUUCCUGCCUUUGUACUGCCUUGUUGUGGUAGUAGCUGUUGUUGGAAAUUCCUUCCUUUUGGCUUGCAUCCUGGCUGACAAGAAACUCCACAAUGCCACCAACUUUUUCAUCGGUAACUUAGCAGCAGGUGACCUGUUGAUGUGUUUGACUUGUGUUCCGCUGACAGUGUCUUACGCCUUCGACAGCCACGGCUGGGCUUUUGGAAGACCUUUCUGCCAUUUGGUUCCCUUGCUGCAGUGUGCCACAGUCUUUGCAUCGGUGCUUUCACUCACUGCUAUUGCUGUGGACCGCUAUAUUGUUGUAGCUCAUCCAGUACGGAGGAGGAUUUCUGUGUGGGGUUGCGGUGCAGUGACUCUGGGUGUCUGGCUUUUAUCGUUGGCCCUGGCCGCACCUCCAUCUUACUACACAGACUACCUGGACCUGCGGCCCACGGGCAUUGACCUGGUAGUGUGUGAAGAAUUCUGGCCAAAUAGUGGCAAUCUGCGGCUUCUCUACUCUUGCUUCAUUUUAAUAACCUCGUAUAUGAUCCCACUGCUGUCAGUUAGCGUAUCCUACUGUGCCAUUACUAUCAGUUUGAAGCGCUAUUCAGUGCCUGGGGAGCCAUCAAACAGUCAGCAGCGCUGGAGCCAAAGGAGGAAGAAGACUUUCUCUCUGCUGGUGGCCUCAGUGCUGGCCUUUGCCCUGUGUUGGCUGCCUCUCCAGGUGCUGAACCUGUUGCUGGAUUUGGACCCAGACUUCCAUAUUAUGGGCAAGCGCUACAUAAAUGUCUUACAAGUAUGUUGCCACUUAGUGGCUAUGAGUUCUGCAUGUUACAAUCCUUUCAUUUAUGCCUCACUGCACAGCAAGGUGCGAAUGCACCUCAAAGGUUAUCUCUGUCCUUGCCACAACCGCCAGAGGAGGAUGGUGGAGAGAUCCAGGAGUUGAACCCACAAUGCAACUGUAGCAGCUCUUGAUAUGCAGAGCCCAUUCUUAUCCGCAAGCUAGCACCUGCACCCCAGCAUGAGCGUUAAUGUCUGAGACAUCCAGGAGAAUACAAUGCAGCUGUUCAACAUUUAUUUAAACCAUUUUCUCCAUGCUUUACCAGCAUUUUGUGACGUCAUGGCAUUUAGUCCUUUCUUGUAGCGUCCCCAAAGGCAGUGCUAAAAAAAAACAAAGAAAAAACACUGCUUACAAAAAAAAAUCCAAUGAUGGUAAAGAAGAAAGAAGACCAGUGAAGAGUCCACUGGGAUCCCUGUGUUGUGCUUAGAUGGCAGUGCUGCAGAGGCUAGGCAGACGCUGCAGCUUUGAAAAGGCCAGCGGGGGUAUAAACAGUGUUCAGCUGUAGCAGACUUAUGCUUGAGGCUGAGAUCAUGGGUGUUAACACUGGUUACAGGGACCGGUUUGCUUAAACAUUAAACACUUGACUUCAGGGAGCUGACCGUACAGUGAACUCCUCAAACCAGACGUGGAUCAGGAAAAGACAUGCGAUGGUUUUAUGUUGUCCACAGCACUGAAUGUCCGCCUUUCAAAAAUGUCAUUCAAUUAUUUACAUAUAUUAUUGAAUAACAAAUUACUGGCUAUUUUUAGGUUUAUUAAACGUAAUUAGGUGGUACAGUCUAAGUGUGUUUAUGUGUAAUAAAUAUAUAUUUGUGUUUGUGCAUACAUGCUGUAUGCAGUUUCUUCAUUUUCCUCAGUAUGUGCAAUAAUGAUAAAAAUGCAUCUUACUGUAUAUGACACCUUGGAGCAGUAUUGGAAAUCAUCUUCAAUUAUAUCUUAUCAAUACCAAAUUAAUAAAGGAUUUACUUGAGUGAGUGCUCAUAGUUAAAUGUUAAGUGCUCUGGCUCUACCUGACAAAAGAGACUGGCACAAUAAUUAAUUAUUACAUAAUUAAAGCACGAACAAAAACAAUAACUGUAAAGCAUUACUCUGCUGAUGCCGUUCACAUUGACUUACCAUCAAGUAUGAUUAAUGCUUUCACAGGCUGGGUAUGAAGACUCACCAGAGGACAUGCUAAUGUGCUCUAAAUUGCAUGUAAGCAGAAUUAAUUUGGUUCAUUCAGUUAAUUAGAAAGCUAAAAUGUUCAUUGCUGCUAAUUUCUGUCUAUGUAGAUCUGUCAGAUAGAUAGAUAGAUAGAUAGAUAGAUAGAUAGAUAGAUAGAGUGCAUCAAAUGCAAUAAAUGGAUAAGAGUGCAGGGUAAAAUGUCCAUCAACAAAUCUAAUCAGCCCAUUCAGAAAUAGCAAACACCAUUUGCUCAAACAUAUCCAGUGUACCUUUAGUGCAAACUAAUGAGCCACAGCUCCCCAGCCAAUGCUCGCUGAUGCCAACUGUCACCUUUUAACAAUCAAAUUACUUUGCUGUCUGUUGCUUGGCAGCUUGGUUGCUCUGGCUUUUCUCUCUAAGUAAACCUUGAGACUACAUUCGCCUCUCCUCAAUUGGAUUUUUGUCCUGAUGCUUUUUCUGAAAGGGUUUAAAAGAGUUAUUGUUGUGUUCUUUAAAAGUGAUUUUGUUUGUUUGUUUGCUUGUUUGUAUUUUUUUAACUGAAUUUCAUCUCUUUCCGCCAAAUGCCCUACCGCCACACAUAAUAGGCACUUGCAGAUCCCACCCCCACUCUGUCUGUUGAUGGCACCAAUGUUCCUUAUCUGAAUGUAUUUACGUCAUUGUCAAUGUAAACUUUGGUUAUAUAGAUGAUAUGACAGUACUUUAUCAGAUGUGGACCUCGGUUUCCCCACUAAAAAUCUAUUAUUUGAAUGAGUGUUCCACAACAAAAAAAUAUUAAAAAAUAUACCCUUGACAACCAUAAAGAUACCUUCAUGACGUAUCAGUGUGAAAGUGUGACUAGUAUGAGUCAUUUCAAGUAUUCUCUUGUAAACUGUAAAUUAUGCUGGUAAGCUAUGAGUGUACAAAAGCGGCUAACAUUUCCACUUUAUUUAUCUGUGACUAAGUCAAUGAAGAAAAAAAGACACUGAACUGUGGCUUUGUAUGUUAAUUUCAUUUACUGAAAAACCAUGCAUGUGCAAGCAGAGUAAUGGGUGGAAAACCAGGUCUUAUAUAUUUAAGCCAAUUUCAAAAAUUCCAUGUUUAGGUUGUUGUUUUUGGCUAUUGUUGAAUUAAAAAACUUGAACAUU
Oreochromis niloticus (Nile tilapia) is the source of this 3780-nucleotide messenger RNA. Its product is annotated as 7 transmembrane receptor domain-containing protein. The transcript has 4 exons. Gene Ontology annotation, molecular function: neuropeptide binding; neuropeptide Y receptor activity. The coding region runs from base 518 to 1600 and encodes 360 amino acids. Gene Ontology annotation, cellular component: plasma membrane; neuron projection. NCBI's taxonomy places the organism in Eukaryota, Metazoa, Chordata, Actinopteri, Cichliformes, Cichlidae. The record is from RefSeq and is a predicted model, not a curated record. Gene Ontology annotation, biological process: G protein-coupled receptor signaling pathway.